AUGCUAGUGGAGAAAAGGCCGGACACGUCGAACCUUGUCCCUGCCCAUAUUCUAGCAGAGCACCUUGAAGCGGAGGAAAUCGAGCGGUCAGUUUGUGAGUUGAUGGAUGCUCAUCCGGGCUUUGGUAAACUCUCCCCGCAAGCUCUCGACGCUCGCAGAAGAUCCGUUUGUAGUUUUGUCGGAUAUUUGAGUACUGCCUUCACUAAUUGGUACACAGCAUGA
Molecule: messenger RNA, 222 nt
Organism: Penicillium concentricum
Lineage: Eukaryota; Fungi; Ascomycota; Eurotiomycetes; Eurotiales; Aspergillaceae
Exons: 2
Coding region: 1-222 (73 amino acids)
Source: RefSeq, a predicted model, not a curated record